This is a messenger RNA of Porites evermanni, 6032 nucleotides long. Lineage: Eukaryota; Metazoa; Cnidaria; Anthozoa; Scleractinia; Poritidae. The record is from the annotation of a GenBank genome assembly.
AUGAACGCCCUUACACGGAGAGGUCGAGGUCUUUUGGUGGCAUUCGAAGGUUGUGAUCGAAGCGGGAAAUCAACACAAUGUCAGAUGCUCGUGGACUACUUGAAGUCUACUGGGCGAGAUGUGGCACACUUGUGCUUUCCAGGUGAAUUAAUGUAGAGAUCUAAAUAAUCAUAGCAUUAAUUAGAGAUCAGGUCAUAUUAGCUCUUGUAGUCAAUCCUUCUCCACUGUACAAUAUGCAUUUUUGAAAGUCUAAUAAUGUCAUACUGAAACUGUUUGUCCCUUUUCUCCUCGGCCUUCCCACCCCUCGAUGGCAGUAAUCUUUUUUUUUUUUCGAUGGUAGUAUGAUGCUGCUGAAAACCUUUUUCAUCUGCUAUUUCAGCAGACAAGAGUUGAAAUAAUUAGGGCUUUCAUGAUAAAGUAAUGAAACCUGGCACACUUGCACAUUAAAGUAUCAUAAUCUGGGCUAUCUGGCUUUUGGACCAGUUUACUCUGUUGGACCAGAAACCAGGGAAGGCCUUGAACCAGUCAGUCUGAAAUCUACAUACUUUUAGAGUUCUUUGUACCUCUGAAUUUUUUUCUUUGAUCAUUUCCCCCUGUUAUACAUGUAUUUCCUCAUGUUAACCACAGACAACUUAACCGCUCAAUGCUCACCAUUCACACCGUAUUCACGUAGUUAGUGGAGGAGACCGAAAGGAAGCAAAGAUCAAAGACAAAAACAAUAGUACUGUAGCUGAUGUUGAAGCUCCCUGACAGUGCACAAUCCUUUGUUUUCUGUUCACAAAUCUUGGUCAAUAAGAUCAAAAUAAUAGGAAUGCUAUUGCACUUUGUGCGCCAUCAGGUUCACAAAGAUAUAGAACAAGGGAGUCUGAUGGGCUUCAUUACCAUUCUACUUUAUUAACUAUGCCAUUCAGUCCACUCACAACUUAACUUGCAAUCAGGCAUCCUUUCCUUGUUCUUUGCAUGUUCUUUGUUACCUUUUGCCGACUUUUUCCUCCGAAAAGAAAAAAAUAGUGCCUGAUCGCAGGUUAUUCACAACCACUCAUUAACCUGCUUUGUCCUGGGGGUACUCCUGGAAUAUGUGUGUGGGGUAGGCGACCAAAAUAUGUGGUUUCCCCUACCCUUUUUUUACCUUGCAAGCAGAGGAUUGCAGGGUGGAAAAGAUGUGGCUUGUGAAAAGAAGCCUCUUCUGUCAAACAUCCAUUUCUGUCGAGCAAUUUAGACAAAUAAAUUAAAAAUAAUAAUAAUUGGUAUAAUUGGUUUGGCAAUUGCAUCAGCUUGAUCUGCUGUCAUGUCAAGUUUACCGGGUGACUCAAUGGGUAAAGCACUGAGCGUGUUUUCAAUGAAAAUGUACCAUAGUAUCUGUCAUUAUGCCCAGAAACUUGUGCAUUUACAAUACAAAAUGAGAUGGUUGUUAGCAGAGACUACUUUUUGCAUGCCAGUUUAUAUUGUGGAAAAGUAGCCACCGCUCGCAGGGUGCCUUGUUUGAGAACUGAACCACUGUUUUGAAGAGGCGAAUGACCUAAAAAAAUGCCUUACUCCAUACCUUGGUUCCAGAAAGCGAAAAACCUUAUCUUAUCUACUCAUAAAGAGUCAAAAACCAUAACCUUUUGGGCCUAUAUAAUUUAUUUAAAGGACUGCCCCCUCCCCCCUCCCCAUUUCCUUCAAGACACUUUGCUUGUAAAUAUCUGAUAAAAAAAUGCAGCUCAAUAUUUGAACAUGUCCUAGGCCAGGUUCUCUAUUUUCUUUUAGACAGAACAACAAGCAUAGGAAAGUCCAUCAAUUCAUAUCUUCAAGGAACAACGGAGUUAGAGGAUCAUGCGAUCCACUUGCUAUUUUCUGCGAACAGAUGGGAGGCUGUGUGAGUAAUAAUUACUUUUAUUAUUAUUUUUAAUUAUUGAAUGUUAUUUUAUGUUAAUGGUGUAAAAAAUACACCAAUGCACCAAGUGCAUAGUUGAGUUCAGCUUGUGGGAAUUCUUAAGAACACAGGAGAAGUGCCAGAGAAGCACAAUAUUGAUGUUGAAUGGAACCAAUGGUUAUUUUUGGAAUUAGCGCCCUUCCCUACUCCUGGAAUGUCCAAACAGAGUGAUCAAUAAAAAGUACAAAUUCCUCCCAAUAAAAGCUUGCCUUAGAAUUUCUUUACCUACAAUUUUUUUUUGUAUGGCAUUUUUUUUUUCAAGGCACCUUUUGUUAGGUGUUUAUUCUUGUUAACAAAUCUGUUAAUUUUUCUAGGCCAAAAAUAAAGGAGCUAAUUGAAAAAGGAACUUUGGUGAUAAUGGAUCGUUAUGCUUUUUCUGGAGUUGCUUUCACAGCUGCCAAGAAGGUUUGCAUGAAAAAAUUGUUUUUUAAUGAUCUUUAACCAUUGUUGUUAUUAUUAUGUAUGGUUUACUGAUGUUCGUACUUGGUGGCAGCAAAACAUGAUUCAAAGCAAAAUUUGGGCUGUUUUGCGACCAGAAAUUAUUAAUAAACAUUGUGUUUUGUUUAAAUCAGGAAUAGCAUAAAGCUAGGGUAUAAUCAUGAUCGACAAAUACUCGAUGGACAAUGUAUGAUGGUGUAUGGGUAAAUCAGCCUGAUACGUACAUGUAUGUUGAAUGCUUUAACAGCUCAAAAUAACAUAAUGAGUAAAUUAAUUUACAAGGGAUGUUCCAUCGAGAGGCAUUAGGUGAUUAUUACGAUGUUGCUUGGGCGGAUGGUGGUGGAAAUGAUGUUGAGAUUGAGGAUUCUUAUUUUAGUCUGUGCUGAUGAUGUUUUUCAUUUCUUCAUUUCCUACUUAUGACAGUCUUCCUCCUCUUCAAAAGAAGAAUUUCUUUUUAGUCAUCUUUUUCUUUGGGAUUUGAGCCGAUCGCAAAGGGAGAGAUACCGUAAAAUUCUGGAAAUAAGCCCCUCCAAAAAAAUAACAUAAGCCCCAAAACUUGUAACGUAAAAAACCCUCCGUUAAAUCGCCCCUCCAAAUAUAAGCCCCCCGGGGGCUUGUACUUGGAAAAUUGCCCUCAAAUACAAAGUAAAACAAAGAAAAACGGUAAAUUUCCUACCAAGAAUAAGGCUAGCCCAAUCGAUUUUAAAUGCAAAUUUCCUUCCGUACAUAAGCCCCUCCGAAUAUAAGCGAUUCCAAAAAUAGGCUCCUCAAAAAGGGCCUUUGAAAAAUAUAAGCCCUGGGGCUUAUUUUCGGAAUUUUACGGUAUCUUGAGUAGAUAAAAAUGCUAUUACUAUUAUUUUAUCUAUGGAAACUAAUAUCAAUAUGGAUGAUGUUUUCCAUUCCUUCAUUAGUUCAAAUGUUCUGUCUGCUUUUUAAAAGUUUUAGAAAAUUAAGGGUUGCUUAUUUGGAUGAAGUCUAACUUACACCAGGUUGUGAGUACCUUUCUAGUGUAUGUUUUAUGCUUUCAUGAAACUGUUCAUGAGAAACGGUGAUUAGAUAAAAGUGUUGAGCGAAGUGAAAAUGUCUUAGAACACGGUUUUGUUAAACACUGUUUAAACUCUGUUUAAGUACAGUAACAGGCACUAAAUGUCUUGAAAACCUUUUCUAGGAUUUUGAUGUGAAAUGGUGUAAAAAUCCUGACAGAGGUUUGCCAAGUCCUGAUGUGGUCUUUUAUUUAGACAUUUCAAUUAAAGAUGCAGAAAUGAGAGGCCAGUUUGGUGAAGAGAGGUAUGAAAAGGCGGAGUUUCAACAACGAGUGGCCGAUAUCUACAAACAACUUAGGAGUGAUGAUUGGAAGGUAAAUAAUAUUGUUUGUUCUUAAAAAUGAAACAACAACAACAGCAACAACAAAUUUAUUUAACUACUCAAGACACACACAACUAAAGCUGAUUUUCAGGUCGGGUGUAGGCAAACGCAUAUUACAAAGACCUACAAAAAAUAAAAGCAAUAUGGUGUUCACUAUCUGAAUGCAAAAUGUUACAAAAUUUUAGAGAAUAAUCAGUUACAUAAAAAUUUAUUAAUUACAGUUAGUUUUACAAUAUAUUAUGUUGGUGGGAGGUUUUGGAGAAUAAUUUACAUAAAAAUUGAAAUAUUUACACAUACAAAGUAAGAAAUCAUACCAAAAAUUAAUCCAGCAGAAAGCAAAGGGGCAAGUUUGCUUUUAAAUUCUGAAAGUGAUUGUGCUCUUUUUGCCUUUGUAAGAAAGGUUGUUCCAGAGCAUACCACAAUACUUAAAACUACGUUUUAGAAAAGAUUCAGUGACAUCUAAAUAUUAUUGUACAUGACCUUUUAUCAUUUUUUCAUCAUCUUUAAUCUUAAUACAAAUGUCACCUUCCAAUUUCAAAAUGAUGAUGACCAAAAACACAGCUUUGAUGUCACUUAGGUUUUUUCCCAUUAUUCACAAUUUGCCACUCAUGGAGCUCCCUUUUUUAACAAAAAGCACUGAAAGUGGCAUUGAGGUACCCAUCAUCCUCCUAAAGAAAAUAGUCUGAGCUGAUAACAGCCAAGAAAGGCAAACACAGCAUUUUGUGUGAAGCGCGAGAUGAGGGGAGGAGAAAAAUAAAGCACCUGUUACCAGUCCAUUGUUCUGGCUUUUCCCACGUUCACUACAUGACGCAAUAUUCUGGCAUGUUUGUCUGGAACAAAGUAACUGUCAUGCUCUUUUGACAAUGCUGUUCGAGAAGCCUUUCGUUUAUUUCCAAAUGUUCCAGAAAUAAAAGAAAAACAAAAGAAAUGUUUAAAGAUGUUCUUGGAUUGCAUCCAACUAGGUUAGGAAAAAGCCUGAUUUACUAACUUUUUUGACAGGCCAAACAUGACUCAUAAGCUCGUGACCUUGGAAUUUGUUUGAGCAACACGUUUUCCCUCUUUACUUCUUCGCUGCUGUGUUUGGACAUAACUAAACUUUGACCGAGCAAGUCUCACUUUUGCCACACUGAGUCUUACAUUAUUGAAGGUGAUUCUGCCCUUGCACUUAUUUCCUUUUUUUUUUUUGCUGUUAUUGGUGUUUCUGGCAGCCAGAAAGGUGACAAUUUUUGAACAAUGGAUCGUGUUUUGAUUGGUCCUUUUCACAUCACUGCCAUCAGUCAAUACUUGUGGGCGUAGCUGGGCAGAAGAGCCAGAACAAUGGACUAGUAACAGGGGCUUUAUUUUUCUCCUCCCCUCAUCUCAUGCUUCACACUUGUUACUGCUUUGCACAAAAUGCUGCAUUCACCUCGCUUGGCUCAUAAAGCACCUGUUAUGCAGGCUAGAGCUGUGAUGAACAUGAAUGAAAACAACCAUCUAAUGUAAACUGUGAAACCAUAAUUAAAUUCAUAGAGUUUCUUUACAGUAUUAUUUUAAUCUAGUAAAUAACAUUUUAAGAUGACAUUUUCAUUUGUAAAUGAGUUUAGGAAAAAAAUGUUUUACACAGGAACACAUAACAUUUUUUAUGUGACUCUGUAGAACUCAUAAAUAUCUAACAUAAAGUUGUGACUGAAGAGAGUUGGAAAAGAAUCACAAACUUUCGGUCAGUCAGGUGAUCUCAAAUAAUUCAGGGCUGGAAGUUUGAAAAUGUAGAUCCUGUUGAGGGUUGUUGCAAUCCAUCAUUGUAUUUCUAGCUCAGUUGCAACAGAGCAUCCAACUAGUGUUUGGAAGGUCAUAGGUUCAUUUCUGAGCUGGAGCUCAGAAGUUUUUGCUGAGUUCUUCUUUCCACAAAUAGCUUUUCAUUUAUCAUUUUAGUAAAUUUUGUGGCAUUGAUUAUGCAGGUGUUAGAUGCAAUGAGGGAUAAGAAUGAUAUCCAUAUGGAGAUCCGCAGUACUAUACUUGAAAUGGAGGAACUAUGUAGAGAUGCCCCCUUGAAAGAUCUUUGGACUAAUAAUAGUUGAAGACAAGACUAUUGCAAUUUAGAAAAUCAAUUCAAGCUUUUCAAGUGAAAGUCUCGGGAAGGUAGGGCAGUAGUAAUGUAACAAAAGGCUUGAAAUGUGCACAUUGGGAAAUUUGAAAAAUGAGCACCUUCUUUGAGGGUAGAUCUGACUAUUAGUCACUUUGAAUUACUAACUUUUUAUGUUCUAUUUAUACUAUGGUACAAUUUAUUCAUGGCUGGCACCAGUGAAUUUUGAAGUGUUAAGAGAUCAUUGCCUUG